Messenger RNA from Fusarium verticillioides 7600, 1363 nucleotides. RefSeq lists its product as hypothetical. The transcript has a single exon. Lineage: Eukaryota; Fungi; Ascomycota; Sordariomycetes; Hypocreales; Nectriaceae. The record is from RefSeq and is a predicted model, not a curated record. Gene Ontology annotation, molecular function: hydrolase activity. Bases 146 to 1060 code for a protein of 304 amino acids.
UCGCUAACCCCAAUUCCGUUACACCAUCAGCAACUCGGGCUUAUCAUAAAAGGGCGAUCUCAGCCAAUGCCAUAAAGGGAAUGCAGAUCCUCAUGAAUCACCCAAAUCGUAUCGCAUAACCAUUCUUCCAGGCGCUGCAGCAACAAUGGCAGACCAUACAUUCUGGCAGUACAUCCGCCUCAAAGCAAUCGUUGCAUUCAUCCGUCUCAUAAACUACAUCUUCACACGUCCUCACUUCAAGCCCUCAACAACAUGCAACCGCAAACUCAUCCGCAUUGCCUCCCGCGACCUCAAUCGCUUCAUCAAUGCUUGGAUUUACUACCCAAACAAUUAUACCGAUGCUAAAAAGUAUGGUCUUGUGAUCAAUUGGCACGGCGGUGCUUAUACUCUCCCGAAUCUGGGCAUGGACCACCAAUUCUGCGAGAAAAUAGCCGCAGAGAACAAUCUGCUUGUUCUUGACGCCGAUUACCGAAAAGCACCCGAGCACCCUCUUCCUGGAGCUGUUGAAGACGCCGAAGAUACUCUUAGAUGGGUUGAGAGCCAGGCGCAAAUGUUUGAUCUUGACAGAGUUGCCUUGUCGGGUUUCAGCUCUGGAGGUAAUCUAGCGCUCGUUUCAUCAUCUGAACUAAGGCGUGAGUUCAAGAUGAACAUCAGGGCUAUAUACGCUUUCUACCCAGGCGUUGACUUAUCCAUUCCGCCCGAGGAGAAAACAAUUCCGAAACCCAUCCGACCUCUUCCCGUGUCUUUCCAGCAUCUUCUCGCUGACGCGUACGUACCGCGUAUUGAGGACCGCAAGUCGCCCAAAGUAUCGCCCAUGUACGCCGAGGGAACCUCCUUUCCAAAGUAUGUUAUGCUUGUUGCAUGUUCUGGAGAUAUCUUCACGCCCGAGAUCGAAGUUUUUGGAAAGAAGUUGGAGCGGGCUGGUCGUGAUGUCGAGAUCGUCAGGGUCGAAGGGGCUCAUGGAUGCGAUAAGACUACGAACCCAAAGACAUUCAGGCCUGAGGCGAGAGAUUUCGCGUAUGCUAGGGUAGUACAGAGCUUACAAAGUGUUAUGCAAUGAGAGGGAGUGCGGUGAAAGCCAGGACAGAUUAACUGCCAUCUAAAACAUAUAUGAACAUUCUUGCUGCAUUCGCUAUUUAAUAUGUAGUAGAGCAUUUUUCGUUGCUGCGAUGUUCUGAAUAUGAACGUCGGCGAGUUGGUACGCAGCAGUUCUGGUGAACAUGGAAUAUACUCACAGGAACAAGACACAUCAGGCCUGCCUAAGCGACCACAACAAUGAAAUGUUUAGGAACUGAGAUUGCACUUUUAUCCCAAUCUAGUCUAGUUGAAAGCUAUAUUAAACGUAAAUGUGCGUCAACCACUC